AUGGAGGACAAGCACGACAUCCUGGCCAGGCUGAACAGGAUCUUUGAUCAUUUCUGGCGCAAACUGGCAAAUAAGCAGCACCAGCCUGUCGGGAACCAGUCGGAUGACCACUCGCGGCACAAGCCGAUCCCAGUCACACGGCAGAAGACCACAGCGGCGACAGCCAGCCGAGCCUUAAAAUGGCGGCGAGGCGGGAAACAGGCCUUGCCGAGAGGCGCACAUACCCACCCGGGUAGUUUACCAGAGAGCAAAAGCUUACCUUGGAAACACCCUCCAACAGCAGCAAAGGUACCAGAGGGAGCAGGUUCACCGUGGGGGCUCAACAUCCAUAACACCUUCCACAAGCCCAGGACAGCGCAGCAGCAUGCACCCACGGCGAGGGCUCCAAAUCCUACUCUUGGACCACCCGAAUGGAAAGCCACGCGGGUGCGAACCCGGCAGCAUCACCCAUGA
This is a messenger RNA of Pelobates cultripes (western spadefoot toad), 453 nucleotides long. The record is from the annotation of a GenBank genome assembly. NCBI's taxonomy places the organism in Eukaryota, Metazoa, Chordata, Amphibia, Anura, Pelobatidae.